AUGUCAUCUGAAUUGGACUCCAGUCUCACCAGCAUUGACUGGCUGCCCCAACUGGGAAUCAGUAGCCUGCGCUCGGGGAAGGAGAGAGGAGGCGGAGGGGGAGAAGUGAAGAGAAGGGAGCGCGUACGGGAGGGCAGAGAGUUCUUACCUCCAGUGCCAGACGCUUCUCACCCAAACUCCAAGGGCAAACCUCCACAUAGUUAUGCCACGCUCAUCGCCAUGGCAAUAGCAGCAGCCCCUGAGAAAAAGCUCAGUCUGAAUGACAUCUACACCUGGAUCAGCGACACGUUUCCAUACUACAGUCGGGCUGGACGCGGGUGGAAAAACUCCAUCAGGCACAAUCUUUCUCUUAACAAAUGCUUCAGGAAAGUUCCUCGGCCACAGAACGACCCUGGAAAGGGAUCAUACUGGACCAUGGACGGACCAGCAGAGGAUGUGCAGACUAGAGCUCCUAAACGGCCUUAUCCUGCAGGAGAGGAUGAAACUGCAGACCACCAAUCAGACCAUGGACUUUCCCCACACCAUCUGCAAACAUCAUACUUGGACCAAAACCUUCUGAACACUCCACUGACCGCUCUUCAGCAACAGUCUCCCCGAUCGGACUCCCUGUCUCCUCCUCCAUGGAAGCAAUCCUCACCGUACAUGAGUGCCCCGAACAUCCAUCCGCCUGCCUCCACAGUGUCCAGCCUGUCCCACGCCUCGGCUUUCCCCCCUCCUCAUCAAACCGCUCCAAACUUCUGCAUCUCGUCUCUGCCUAGCUGCACCGUGGCGUCGGCUCUGUCUUCCAUCUCUUUCCCUUCAGUCCCUGUUUCAAUGUCGUCUUUCUCCUGUCCUGACCCUGGCCCUGCCCUCCCCGCUGUGACUACUGCCCCCUCUGCGGUAGUGUCUUCACCCGCCGGUGGUCCGUCUGCUGUUGAGAUGCCUCUGCGUUUCACCUUCGACGAGCUGAACCUCCCAGACUUGUUCGCUUCUUUCAAAUCGCUGGUCAAGACGAUGCGGGACAGGGGCGGGUCACAGUCAGAUUUUGUUCCUCUGAGCAAUGACACCACUCCGCUCCACACGCCGACCCUGCUGCCGAUGUCGCCUCUCCCAGCACCAGUGCAGCCAGGCUCCAACAGAGGGCCCCCAACCCAGGCUCCAGAGGCUGACCGCCGCUCACACUGCACAGUGGCGCCGGACUGGCUCAGUAACACGGAUUCUCUGAAGGAGAGUUUCCGCAUCGCCAGCAGUUUGGACUGGGCCAACAUAGACCUCACAAGUCAUCCAGACUUGCUGGAGAGUAUGCGGCAGGCGGAGCUUUGUGAUUGGGCGUUGGACCCGGCUCUCUUCACUUCGCUCUGUGACUCUUUAAAUCGCUUUGUCACUCAAAAAGGAAUGCUCAAUAGUGGUAGUAACUCUCCUUUGGCCCUUGGUUCAAACGCCUCUGUACAAGUUUCACCAUUUCCCACACAUGCCACCCCCACCCUGGCCAGUCUCACACACCCCUCACCUCUGUCCUUCUCUGCGGCCACAAACGGAGAUCAGGUCAGGAAGCCCCAGGGGCAACAGAGACCCCAGUUCAUAACCCCUGCAAAUACAAAUGCUGCAGUCCAGCAUCAGCCCAUCGGGCCAAGGCCGCGGCCGCCUCUCAAGAGUCUCCACAGCAACAGCGAGGAGAUCCAGGACGACUUUGACUGGGACUCGCUUAUUGGUUGA
Molecule: messenger RNA, 1695 nt
Organism: Knipowitschia caucasica
Lineage: Eukaryota; Metazoa; Chordata; Actinopteri; Gobiiformes; Gobiidae
Source: the annotation of a GenBank genome assembly